UCCUGGCAUCCGGGCCUUAUUCGGCUUUGGCUGGGUGGGGAAUGGUGUCGCCUAGCAGCUGCCGCCGCUUUUACUAGCUCUCGAUUUGGCGGGACCCAGAGUCAGCAUGGAGCUGUCCUAGGGAACGGCCAGGAGAGCGGGCAGGGCGCAGCGUGGUGGUUGCAACAGAUGUGGGACUGCCGCUUGUUGCCAGGCUUGGUCUAGGAGGUGGCGCACAGUAAAAGGAUUCAAGAUGCCACCUAAUAUAAACUUCAAAGAACUAAUCAAAGUUGAUCCAGAUGAACUGCCUCGUCAGGAAGAAUUGGCAGAUAAUUUAUUGAUUUCCUUAUCCAAGGUGGAAGCAAAUGACCUAAAAAAUGAAGAUCAAGAAAAUGUGAUACAUCUUUUCAGGAUUACUCAGUCAUUAAUGAAGAUGAAAGCUCAAGAAGUAGAGCUAGCUUUGGAAGAAGUUGAAAAAGCAGGAGAAGAACAAGCAAAAUUUGAAAAUCAACUAAAAACGAAAGUAAUGAAACUAGAAGAUGAACUCGAGAUGGCUCACCAUUCUGCAGGUGGACGGGACACUCGGUUUUUACGUGAUGAAAUUCGCCAACUUGAAAAGCAGUUGGAACAAAAAGACAGAGAAUUGGAGGACAUAGAAAAGGAAUUGAAUAAAGAAAAGAAAGUUAAUGAACAGUUGGCUCUUCGAAAUGAGGAGGCAGAAAAUGAAAACAGCAAAUUAAGAAGAGAGAAUGAACAGCUUCGUCAGGACAUUAUUGACUACCAGAAACAAAUAGAUUCUCAAAGAGAAUCGCUUCUAUCAAGAAGAGGAGAAGAUAGUGACUACCGAUCACAAUUGUCUAAAAAAAACUAUGAGCUUGUUCAAUAUCUGGAUGAAAUUCAGACUUUAACAGAAGCUAAUGAGAAAAUUGAAGUUCAGAAUCAAGAAAUGAGAAAAAAUCUGGAAGAGUCCGUACAGGAAAUGGAGAAGAUGACUGAUGAAUAUAAUAGGAUGAAAGCUAUUGUGCAUCAGACAGAUAAUAUUGUGGACCAGUUAAAAAAAGAAAAUGAUCACUAUCGACUUCAAGUACAGGAACUUACAGAUCUUCUGAAAGCAAAAAAUGAAGAAGAUGAUCCAAUCAUGGUAGCUGUCAAUGCCAAAGUAGAAGAAUGGAAGUUAAUUUUGUCUUCUAAAGAUGAUGAAAUUAUUGAAUAUCAGCAAAUGUUACAUAAUCUAAGAGAGAAACUUAAAAAUGCCCAGCUUGAUGCUGAUAAAAGUAACAUUAUGGCUCUACAAGAGGGUGUGCAAGAACGAGAUAAUCAAAUUAAGAUGCUCACUGAACAAAUAGAACAAUAUACAAAAGAAAUGGAAAAAAAUACUUUUAUUAUUGAAGAUUUGAAAAAUGAGCUCCAAAGAAACAAAGGUGCUUCAGAUCUUUCUCAACAGACUCAUUAUAUGAAAAUUCAGUCAAAGUUGCAAAUUUUAGAAGAGAAAACUAAAGAGGCAGAGAGAACAGCUGAGCUAGCUGAGGGGGAUGCUAGAGAAAAGGAUAAAGAAUUAAUUGAGGCUGUGAAGCGAUUAAAAGAUUAUGAAUCGGGAGUAUAUGGUUUAGAAGAUGCUGUUAUUGAAAUAAAGAAUUGUAAAAACCAAAUUAAAAUAAGAGAUCAAGACAUUGAAGUAUUAACCAAGGAGAUCAAUAAACUUGAGUUGAAGAUCAAUGAUUUCCUUGAUGAAAACGAGGCAUUGAGAGAGCGUAUGGGCCUUGAACCGCAGACGAUGAUUGAUUUAACUGAAUUUAGAAAUAGUAAACGCUUAAAACAGCAGCAGUACAGAGCUGAAAACCAGAUUCUUUUGAAAGAGAUUGAAAGUCUAGAGGAAGAACGACUUAAUCUGAAAAGAAAAAUUCGUCAAAUGGCUCAGGAUAGAGGAGAAAGAAGUACAAAUUCAGGAUUAACGACUGAGGAUCUGAAUUUAACUGAAAACUUUAUUCAAGAACAUAGAACAGGAGAACAAAAACUGAAUUUUGUCAGCCUCAGUAUGAAUGAAGCACAAUCAAAAAAUGAAGUCAUAGCACAGGAUUUAUUGAUUAGAGAACCACAGAGUAGAAAUGCAGAAAUAGAGCUUGAACAUCAUAGAGGCCAGGGAGAACAGAAUGAAUUUCUUUCAAGAGAACUAAUUGAAAAAGGAAGAGAUUUAGAAAGAAGUAAGACAGUAAUAACUAAAUUUCAAAAUAGAUUAAAAGAAUUAGUAGAAGAAAAUAAGCAACUUGAAGAAGGUAUGAAAGAAAUAUUGCAAGCUAUCAAGGAAAUGCAGAAAGAUCCUGAUAUUAAGGGAGGAGAAACAUCUCUAAUUAUCCCUAGUCUUGAAAGACUAGUUAAUGCUAUAGAAUCAAAGAAUGCGGAAGGAAUCUUUGAUGCCAGUCUGCAUUUGAAAGCCCAAGUUGAUCAACUUACUGGAAGGAAUGAAGAAUUAAGACAAGAGCUUAAAGAAUCUCGGAAAGAAGCUAUAAAUUACUCACAGCAGUUGGCAAAAGCAAAUUUAAAGAUAGAUCAUCUUGAGAAAGAAAUCAGUCUUCUAAGGCAAUCAGAAGGAUCUCAUGUUGUUUAUAAAGGGUUAGACUUACCUGAUGGGGUAGCACCAUCAAGUGCUAGCAUCAUUAAUUCUCAGAACGAAUAUUUAAUACAUCUCUUACAGGAACUAGAAAAUAAAGAAAAGAAGCUAAAGAAUUUAGAAGAUUCUCUUGAAGACUAUAACAGAAAAUUUGCAGUAAUUCGUCAUCAACAAAGCUUAUUAUAUAAAGAAUAUCUGAGUGAAAAGGAGAACUGGAAAACAGAAUCUGAAACAAUAAAAGAAGAAAAGAGAAAACUUGAGGAUCAAAUCCAACAAGAUGCUAUAAAAGUAAAAGAAUAUAAUAAUUUGCUCAAUGCUCUUCAGAUGGAUUCAGAUGAAAUGAAAAAAACACUUUCAGAAAAUAGUAGAAAAAUCACUGUCUUGCAAGUUAAUGAAAAGUCACUUAUAAGGCAAUAUACAACCUUAGUAGAAAUGGAACAACAACUUAGAAAAGAAAAUGGGAAACAAAAGAAUGACUUGAUGUCAAUGGAGGCUGAAGUCUGUGAAAAAAUUGGAUGUUUACAAAGAUUUAAGGAAAUGGCCAUUUUCAAGAUUGCAGCUCUCCAAAAAGUUAUAGAUAAUAGUGUUUCUUUGUCUGAACUAGAACUGGCCAAUAAACAAUAUAAUGAACUGACCGCUAAGUACAGGGACAUCUUGCAAAAAGAUAAUAUGCUUGUUCAAAGAACAAAUAACUUGGAACACCUAGAGUGUGAAAAUGUGUCCUUAAAAGAACAAAUUGAUUCUAUAAAUAAAGAACUGGAGAUUACCAAGGAAAAACUUCAUACUAUUGAACAAGCCUGGGAACAAGAUACUAAAUUAAGAAAUGAAUCUAACAUGGAUAAGGCAAAGAAAUCAAUAACCAACAGUGACAUUGUUUCUAUUUCAAAAAAAAUCACUAUGUUGGAAAUGAAGGAAUUAAAUGAAAGGCAGCGGGCUGAACAUUGUCAAAAAAUGUGUGAACACUUAAGGACUUCAUUAAAGCAAAUGGAAGAACGUAAUUUUGAAUUGGAAACCAAAUUUGCUGAGCUUACCAAAAUCAACUUGGAUGCACAGAAGGUGGAACAAAUGCUAAGGGAUGAAUUAGCUGACAGCGUGAGCAAGCCAGUGAGUGAUGCUGAUAGGCAACGAAUUCUAGAAUUAGAGAAGAGUGAAAUGGAACUGAAAGUUGAAGUGUCAAAACUGAGAGAGAUUUCUGAUAUUGCCAAAAGACAAGUUGAAAUUUUGAAUACACAGCAACAAUCCAGGGAGAAGGAAGUAGAAUCACUGAGAAUGCAGCUGCUGGACUAUCAGGCACAAUCUGACGAAAAGGCACUGAUUGCCAAGUUGCAUCAGCACGUUGUCUCUCUUCAAGUUAGUGAGGCUGCUGCUCUUGGGAAGUUGGAGUCAGUAACAUCCAAGCUACAGAAGGUCGAGGCCUACAAUUUGCGCUUAGAGCAGAAACUUGACGAGAAAGAGCAGGCUCUCUAUUACGCUCGUUCAGAGGGGAGAAACAAAGCAAAACAUCUGCGCCAAACAAUUCAGUCUCUGCGAAGACAGUUUAGUGGUGCUUUACCCUUGGCACAACAGGAGAAAUUCUCUAAAACAAUGAUUCAACUGCAAAAUGACAAGCUGAAGAUAAUGCAAGAAAUGAAAAAUUCUCAGCAAGAAUAUAGAAAUAUGCAGAACAAAACAUUGGAAUUGGAAUUAAAGUUAAAGGGUCUAGAAGAGUUAACAAGCACGUUAAAGGACGCCAGGGGAGGGCAGAAGGUAAUCAAUUGGCAUAUGAAAAUAGAAGAACUUCGUCUUCAAGAGCUUAAACUAAAUCGAGAAUUAGUCAGAGAUAAAGAAGAAAUAAAAUAUUUAAAUAAUAUAAUAUCUGAAUAUGAACAUACAAUCAGCAACCUGGAAGAAGAAAUUGUUCAACAGAACAAGUUUCAUGAAGAACGACAAAUGGCCUGGGAUCAAAGAGAAGUUGAGCUGGAACGUCAACUCGAUAUUUUUGAGCAUCAGCAAAAUGAAAUAAUAAAUGCAGCACAAAAGUUUGAGGAAGCUACAGGAUCAAUGCCAGACCCUAGUCUGCCCCUUCCAAAUCAGCUGGAGAUUGCUCUAAGAAAACUCAAGGAGAAUAUUCGAGUCAUCCUAGAAACACAGGCAACUUGCAAAGCACUAGAAGAGAAGCUAAAAGAAAAAGAAUCUGCUUUACGGUUAGCAGAGCAAAAUAUUCUGUCAAGAGACAAAGUAAUCAGUGAACUGAGACUUCGAUUGCCUGCUGCUACAGAACGAGAAAAACUUAUAGCUGAACUAGGCAGAAAAGAGGUGGAACCAACAUCUCAUCAUGCAAUUAAAAUUGCUCAUCAAACCAUUGCAAACAUGCAAGCAAGGUUAAAUCAAAAGGAAGAGGUAUUAAAGAAAUACCAGCAUCUUCUAGAAAAAGCCAGAGAGGAGCAAAGAGAAAUUGUUAAGAAGCAUGAGGAAGAUCUUCAUAUUCUUCAUCAUAAAUUAGAACUACAGGCUGACAGUUCACUCAGUAAAUUCAAACAAACAGCUUGGGAUUUAAUAAAACAAUCUCCUACUCCAGUUCCAACCAACAAGCACUUUAUUCGUCUAGCUGAGAUGGAACAGACAGUUGCAGAACAAGAUCACUCUCUUUCUGAACUUUUAAGCAAACUAAAGAAAGUAUCACAAGAGUUAGAGAGACAAAAAGAAAUCACGGAAUUAAAAAUCAAAGAAUUUGAAAAUAUGAAAUUACGGCUCCAAGAAAACCAUGCAGGUGAAGUGAAAAAAAUGAAAACAGAAGUAGAAGAUUUAAGAUGCCUUCUAGCCCAGUCACAAAAGGAAUCACAGAGUUUAAAGUCUGAACUUCAGGCUCAAAAAGAAGCAAAUUCAAGAGCUCCAACAACUACAAUGAGAAAUCUAGUAGAUCGGCUAAAGAGCCAGUUGGCCUUGAAAGAGAAACAACAAAAAGCACUUAGUCAAGCACUUUUGGAACUCCGUGCAGAAAUGACAGCAGCAGCAGAAGAACACAUUAUUUCUGUAACUUCUCAGAAAGAGGCAAAUCUCAAUGUUCAACAGAUUGUUGAUAGACAAACUAGAGAGCUAAAGUCACAAAUUGAAGAUUUAAAUCAAAAUCUUUUAAAAUUGAGAGAAGCUCUUAAAACAAGUAAAAACAGAGAAAGCUCACUAACUGAUAAUUUGAAUGAUUUAAAUAAUGAACUGCAAAGAAAACAAAAAGCCUACAAUAAAGUACUUAGAGAGAAAGAUGGAAUUGAUCAAGAGAAUGAUGAACUCAAAAGGCAAAUUAAAAGACUAACUAGUGGGUUACAGAGCAAACCUCUAAUAGAUAAUAAACAAAGUUUAAUUGAGGAACUUCAAAAGAAAGUUAAAAAACUAGAAAGCCAACUGGAAAGAAAAGUGGAUGAUGUAGAAGUAAAACCUAUGAAAGAAAAGAAUGCUAAAGAAGGAUUAAUUAGGUGGGAAGAAGGUAAAAAAUGGCAAAACAAAAUAGAGGGAAUUCGAAACAAGUUAAAAGAGAAAGAAGGAGAAGUUUAUACUCUAACAAAGCAGUUGACUACCUUGAAGGAUCUUUUUGCCAAAGCUGAUAAAGAGAAACAUACUUUGCAGAGGAAACUAAAAACUGGUAUGACUGUUGAUCAGGUUAUUGGAAUGAGAGCUUUGGAGUCAGAGAAAGAGUUGGAAGAAUUAAAAAAGAGAAAUCUUGACUUAGAAAAUGACAUACUGUGUAUGAGGAAUCAUCAGGCUCUUCCUCGAGAUUCUGUUGUAGAAGAUUUACGUUUACAAAAUAGAUACCUUCAAGAAAAACUUAAUGCUUUAGAAAAGGAAUUUUCAAAGGAUGAAUAUUCUAGGCGUCCAACUUCUGGAAUAGAGUCAGGUGAUCAUUAUCAAAAAGAACAAGAGCUACAAAGGGCAAACUUGAAGUUGUCAUCUGAAAAUAUUGAACUGAAAUUUCAGCUUGAACAAGCAAAUAAAGAUUUGCCAAGGCUAAGGAAUCAAGUAAGAGAUUUGAAGGAAAUGUGUGAAUUUCUUAAGAAAGAAAAAGCAGAGGUUGAACGGAAACUUAGAGGGUCUGGUAGAAGUGGAAAAACAAUCCCAGAACUAGAAAAAACCAUUGGCUUAAUGAAAAAAGUAGUUGAAAAGGUUCAGAGAGAAAAUGAACAGUUGAAAAGAGCAUCGGGAAUACUGACCAGUGAAAAAAUGGCUAACAUUGAACAGGAAAAUGAGAAAUUAAAGGCCGAAUUAGAAAAACUUAAAGUUCACCUUGGACAUCAGUUGAGCAUGCAGUAUGAGUCUAAGACUAAAGGCACAGAAAAAGUUGUUGCUGAAAAUGAAAGGCUUCGUAAAGAACUUAAAAAGGAAACCGAAGCUGCAGAGAAACUGCGGAUAGCCAAGAAUAAUUUAGAGAUACUAAAUGAGAAGAUGACAGUUCAACUAGAAGAUACUGGUAAAAGAUUACAGUUAGCAGAAUGUAAAGGUCCCCAGCUUGAAGGUGCUGACAGAAAGAGCUGGAAAUCAAUCGUUGUUACAAGAAUGUAUGAAACUAAGCUGAAAGAAUUGGAAACUGACAUUGCCAAAAAGAAUCAAACCAUUACUGACCUUAAACAGCUUGUAAGAGAAGCAACAGAGAGAGAACAAAAAGUUAAGAAAUACACUGAAGACCUUGAACAACAGAUUGAGAUUCUCAAGCAUGUCCCUGAAGAUGCUGAGACAAAGGAAGGCCUUAAACGGGAGCUGCAGCUUCUUAGAUUAGCCUAUAGUCAACUGGAUAAAGAAAAAGUGGAAUUAAUGCAUCAGUUAGAAGUAAACAAGGACCAAAGUGGAGCUGAAAGCACCAUUCCUGAUGCUGAUCAAUUAAAGGAAACAAUAAAAGAUCUAGAGACACAGCUCAAAAUAUCAGAUCUAGAAAGGCAGCAUUUGAAGGAGGAAAUAAGAAAGCUGAAAAAAGAACUAGAAAACUUUGAUCCUUCAUUUUUUGAAGAAAUUGAAGAUCUGAAGUAUAAUUACAAGGAAGAAGUGAAAAAAAAUAUUCUCUUGGAAGAAAAAUUUAAAAAGCUUUCUGAACAGUUUGGAGUUGAAUUAACUAGCCCUGUUGCUGCUUCUGAACAGUCUGAAGAUGAACAGGAAAGUCCCAUUAAUUUCCCCAUUUAUUAAGGGCCAUGUGUAAUUAUAAUCUAAUUUAGCUAUUUAUUUAUUUUAUAUGUUAAAAUUUCAUCUGGAAAUCUAGUCUGAACUAAAGAAUUUAUUUCUUAACACUUCAUAUUUUUACUUAGAGUUUUAGCAAAUAAAAUUAUAUGGAAUUUUUAAA
Molecule: messenger RNA, 7886 nt
Organism: Heterocephalus glaber (naked mole-rat)
Lineage: Eukaryota; Metazoa; Chordata; Mammalia; Rodentia; Bathyergidae
Gene: Cep290
Product: centrosomal protein 290
Biological process (GO): kidney development; camera-type eye development; ciliary transition zone assembly
Cellular component (GO): centriolar satellite; ciliary transition zone
Source: RefSeq, a predicted model, not a curated record